Globicephala melas (long-finned pilot whale) is the source of this 945-nucleotide messenger RNA. NCBI's taxonomy places the organism in Eukaryota, Metazoa, Chordata, Mammalia, Artiodactyla, Delphinidae. The record is from RefSeq and is a predicted model, not a curated record.
AUGGAGUCAUCCUCAAAGGGUCUGCUCACCCAAGUUACUCAAUUCUGGAACCUCCUAGAUGAUCUGGCUGAAAGUAACCCUGAGAGCUAUGAGAAGUUCAUUCAACAGCAGAUGAAAGAGGGGAAACAGCUCUGUGCUGCCCCAGAACCACAGUUCUGUCUACAAACCAGGAUCCUGAAACCGAAAGAAAAAAUACUUUUUAUCAACCUAUGUCAGUGGAAAAGGAUCCCAGCUCCCCAGUCAGCCACUCAUCCAGUACCUCUACGUGUUGGCAGACCAGAAGAUAUGUCUGAGACAUCAGAUGUUUACACAGUCAUUGAUGUUGCCUACCAUCCUGAUGUUCUCCAGGCAGCAGAAAAAGACCAAGUGAAAAAAGAUCAACUAAUACAGAUGGCCAUGAAAUGCAUUGAGGAAAAACUCCAAUUCACUCUCUCAAACUCUUACCAUGUUACCAAAUUUAGAAUAAAAGGAAGUGUUCACAGAAUGAAACAAAAUCUGAUGGGAAUCCAAACUGAUUCCACAGAUUUAAGAGAGAAAAUGAGAAAGGAACUAACCCUUGAACAGUUAAGAAGCAGUACUGUGAGCAAUUCAGAUCAGUUUCCUCAACUUUUACUGCCAAAAGACGAAGUUUCAAGUAAAACAAGGUGUCUGAUAGAAGAGAUUUCUAGUACAGAGAUUGAAGUGGAGAUGAAGAGACCAGCCUAUGAAUUAAAAAUUGUGGCAGAUCAGAAUGAGAAACCUCUGAAAAUUGAAUUAAAAGUUGAACUACCUGGUAUUAAUUCAGUAUCUCACUGUGACCUUAGUGUUUCUGAGGAUGACUUAUUGAUCGAGGUUUCUGAGUACAGAUUACAUCUGAAUCUUCCAGAAUCUGUGGAUACUGAAAUGACUACAGCAAAAUUUAUCAAAGAGAAAGCUACAUUAAUUGUCACAAUGCCAUUGGUGUAA